AACAUCUCAUGGGUUUGGGUUUUCGGGUAACUUAAAUGGGAUAACUUUCUUUCCACAGCAGAAAAAGAUCAAUUCGAGAGUGUUAUAAUUGUAUGCUGAUGGUUGUUGGCUGUUGUACUUUUGUCGAAAAAGUUGGAUGUAUUUUGAAUGGUCAUUUGAUUGGUAGAAUGAAGCAUAUAGUGAUGAGAUAUAUUACUUUUCUUGAGUUGGUUAUCAUUGCAUUAUCAGUCAUGACAUGGUAUAUGCACUUGAGUUCUAAAGAAAUUCAGUUACAUGUAUUUACCAAUAAUAUUGUUUUAGUAAGCAUCAUAAAAACCGUCAUCAAGGUCUUAAAGAAUUAUUUCCCUAAUCAGGAAGUUGGUCUUAAUUACUACAAAUACAUUUAAAGCUAAACAUAAUCCUGGCAUGAAUAAUUUUGUAUCAAAUGGCGUCGAUCGGCACCAUCAACAAAGAAGGAUCCGAUAACAAUCUCAUUGGAGUUUCAGAGGCUAAUCUUACAGGGGAAGCAUCAUAUCGUUAAGGGCAGACAAAUCACAUACGAUAUCAUCUUCACAUAGUACAUGGAAAUUGACCAAAAAAUCUGCUUACAGAAAGCAAACAAGUAGAUACAUGUUAGCAGAGAUUGAUACUUGAAUUAUUAGAUAUUCAAUUUAUCUAAACUGUAGAGUAAAAUAAAACUAUCAUAAUAACAAGCUGAACGUUGGACUUCGAAAGAGAAAAUUUUAAAAAGUGCUACUAGAAAAUACAAUAUAUACCGUUUACCAAAAGCAUAAACAGAUAAUGAAUUAACGUCAAAUGCAGAUCAAAUAAUCCCAUCUUUAACUACUAAAUAAAAACAAAUGUUUUUUUUAAACAAACCUGAACUGUCUCUUCCGAAUUCUUUUUUGUUUUGUGCUCAUGCAUUUCAAAGACUUUCAAAUAUGGGGAGGAAAGAAAAGUGAAAGGGUUUAAAGAUUAGCAGUGUACCCCUACCAUGGAUAAUGUAUCAUGUAUGUAUCGGUAUAUCGCUUGGUUGUUUUAUAUAUCAGAAAAAAAGAGAUCAUAUAUGGACAUAUUCAGUAAUUUAAAGAUUUGAAAAAAUGCAGAAAGAAACUAAAUAUUACAAACAUUUUGUCUUUUCACGGCGACACCACCCUUAAUUUCCGUUUACUACAAUAAUUAUAAAUGCAAAGACAUACUUUAUUUUUUUUUCAUUUGUUUUUUUAUAAUGUUAAAAAUAAUUUUUUGUUUAUCUCCGAGAAUAUUUUCUUUUUAAUUUUCAUUUCACAUUUUCUGAAAUUUCAUGCCUUAUACUUUGUACACGUGCAAAGUAGGUCAAAUGUUAUAGGUAAAAGAAAAAACAGCCAAACGAAAUAAGGGCACUAAUUUCUUUAAAAAAAAACAUAGAGAGGAUGGAAGUUCUCACUUUUAAAGCGCUAAGCAUAGCUAAGCGCUUUAUUGUCGUUAGACUUCUACUUCCGGUGCAUCACAUAACCGCCACCUAUUAGUAGAAAUAUACAUCAUUUAAACUGGUUAAAAAAAACAGUUUCAGGGGUUUACGCACAUUGUUGCACGGACUAUUGUGAAUACAAAGUUCGGGCUAUUGUGAAUCCAAGGUGUGGGGCUUACGCACAUCAUUGCAGGUGCUGCCACGCAGUGAGGAGGAAAUAUAUUGCCUAAACAGAAGCUGAAAUAUAGAAAAAUCAAAUCAAUUCUUUCUAACUAAGCUUGCACAAAGUAAGUUUCCUUUAGAAACAAGCUAGGUUAGCGCUUUUUAGUACUAUCAGUACUUUGGUUAUAGAAUUGUAUUUAAAUUAUUCUAAAAAUUACAAACACUUUAAAUAUAAAUUUUGAAAUAACGUUUUUGAAAUAGAUUUUUGCUUCAACUAAAGUAUACGUUUACGACUUGAUAUGUUUAUGGACAAGCCGGGUGUACAUGUACAUGUAUAAGAAUAAAGUCCUCACAGAAUCUGACAUCUGGUCAUGCCGCAUUAAAGCUUAAAUUUCUUCCAUAGAGCAAGCAAGCAUCAGUUUAAUUUUCUGACAUGCCACAAUCCUUUGUGAUCUGUCUCUCUCUUUUUUAUUUAUUAAAAGGCCAAGGCGUAUGAAAGACAGGAAUAUCAUAUUAACGUACUUCCCAGUUAUUAGAGCAAGCUUAUUUUCAAACAUAUUUCGUCUGCGGGGUAACGGCAGUCUCCAAUCAAUUGAACAAAACAACCGUCUGGGGGGAGAAGAUGCGUCUCAUUUUGGGUGUGAUGUGUUUUGUUGGACUUGUCUCUGCUUGGUCAGGGAACACUUGUUCCAGAUGGAGGACAAAAUGUGUGUGGCAAUGGGGCUGUAGAUAUAGAACCUGGUCUGCAUGUUGUGCUUGGGGUUUUAUAAACGUCGAAGUACGUUAUCAAGAGUAUUACUGCUGUUUCGGAUGGAGACACAACGGCAAUGAAGUCUGUAAUAUCCCUAUAUGUCCUUAUGAUUGUGGCGGAUCAAGAGGGUCAUGUAUCAGUCCAGGAGUGUGUAGGUGUAACGCUGGCUAUACAGGGACAUACUGUACCACCGUGGCCGAUUGUUCCCACCUUAAACCCUGUUAUCCUGGUUACUGCACCAGUAAUGCGUGCAUGUGUACCAACCAAUUUUCCCCUGAGAACAGUGGAACAUCAAACUGCUUAACUUUUCCAACUGACAAAGCUUAUUAUCCAUCCAUUGAACAAAGUACUUUGGACCUUGGAUACUAUCAUCAAGUUAAAGGAAUGUUAAUUUACAACAUGACCAUCGAUUCUGCUAUGAGCCCUGAUGACGUUGAAACGUUCUGGACAAACCGCAGGGACGCCAACAGGAUGAACUUUACUUUACAGUCUAUUUUCAGCCCCAGUGCCCUCAAUUUUCCGAGCAGGCCGGAUUACAUUGUACAGCAUGCCUUUGGAAUCACCAAGGCAGAUGUCAAUGUCAGAGUGACCAAAUUUAACAAUGAAGAAAAAUACAAUCAAGUAUUAAAUUGUAAUGGCGUCACAAAUGAUGCCCCCAUUAAAGAACAACUCUAUCGCUGUGACACAAGUAUCGACAAUUUCAACAUCCGGUUUGAUUCUGGUGAUACAUAUUCGGUAAUAUUCAGAGCAGAAAACGGAGGAUUUCGAAUUCUUGAUAAUGGUGGGGGGAAACAGUAUUACACUGGCAGAUCAACAACAAGAAAAAUAGACCUAAAGUUUGAUACCGAGAUACCCUACCACUGCACUGAAAAGAGCGAAUGCGCAUACCCCGUUUCAGAUAUGAUGUCUGUUCAAAAUGACGUCACAAAGGUUCCCAUACAAAUAUCAUGGAGAGGGUGGAAGGACCAGUUAUCAAGAGUGGCACGUUACGCCCUUGAAGUUUUUGAAUUGGAGAAAGGAGGAGAUGGCACAUUAAAGGAACCGUACACAGACUUAGUACCAAAUCCCGUCCCCAUUACUAUAAGGGAGUUCAAUGAAACUACGGAGGCAGGGUCUCAUUCAUUUACAUAUCGACCAAACAAACCUGGAGUCUAUUCCUGUAUAUUGGAGAUAAACGACAGAGCAAAUAAUUCGGCUUAUGUCAGACGUUUCGUCAUUUAUGAUCCAAUUUCCUCCCUGACGUCAGAUGAAUCCAAUCCGUUUUACGCAACAUCCGGUAAUUCAAUAGCAAACUAUGAAUGGCAAAACACAAACCCUGAUACAUUUUCGUUUUCCUGGAAGAAUCACUUUUUGAACAAAAUACACGAAGACGGUAACUUCUUAGCCCGGAUCAGAUUGUUUCCACCUUCCCUUGAUGAUGGUGGAGAUCGAAAUGGCUACAAAAGAAUACAAUACGAUGACACUGAAGGAACAAGAUCUAGAGACGCCAUACCUAAUGAACGAGGAAUCAUCAAAUAUGACGUUGCCUACAAUAUUGGUAAAGACCAAUCAUCACCACAGGUGUAUCAGCAUCAAAAUUACAGAAACAAUUCGAUUAAAAUUUUUGAGAAUCAAAAUCUCCAGGAUGGAAAUUCUUUCACGAUUUGGGUUAAAGCUUACGAUAUUCUUGGCAACACCAGGGAGGAAAGAUUUAUUCUUCAUUACGAUUCAACCAGGCCCGCGGUGUCAUCAGAAGAAUUACGAAAAAAUGUCGGAGAGGACAAAAUGAAUUUUACCAGCAGUGUUCAUAUUUUGGGAGCUUCUGAUCCCAACAGUGGUGUGAAAAGAAUCAAGUACAGGUUCAAGGCUCAGAGUACUGGGCGAGUUAUCAACAACAGAGAAUAUGAGUACCUCAAUCCUACAAGGGAUCAGAGUUAUUGUAACACAAACCCAUGCGACUCAAACCUGCCGACCGGGGAAUCGUUUGGAAUAACAAUUGACCUUCCAUUCUCAAACUGUCAUGCCAUGAAUGUCAGUGACGUCUUUACGGAAACUGUUACCAUGGAAAUGGAUGUAUAUAACUCAGCCGGACUUUAUGUCUCUAGAAGUUUGCAGAUUACAAAUCUUACUUCUUUAAGAGGAGUCAAUGAUUACUUUGGUCCAAUGGAAAUAAGAAUUGUCGAACAGAUUGAUCAAACAUUAAAAAUAAUGUGGGAUCAAGCCCCAAGUUGCUAUAACAUCCAAGGAUUCGAGUUUAUAUAUUCAAAAGCUGAAGGUAAAGUUGUAAAAUCGGAAAUGUUCCAUAAGGUACAGAACUGGGUCAUAUUAAAUGACAUUGAAGAGAACACAGAAUAUCAACUCCGGUUACAUACCCUGUAUGGAAAUGAUCAAAACAAUCCUAUUCGAAGCGUGGCUUCCAACUUCACCUUUUUGAUUCCAGAACAACCACCUACAGAAAACAAAGGAGGUCAAAUUGCAGGCGGGGUUUCUGGUGCCUUUUUAAUCAUCAUCAUAUUCACAAUGCACAGUUUUGUGUAGCGUUGUUCAUCGAAGUGAGGAAACAAUUUGAACACCUAGCUCUACGUAUAUGGUGGUCUAUUCGCAGAAUGAUGGUCUUGACAACCACCGAAAAUAAAGAACAUUCAUUAUGCUUAAUUGUAGAGCAUAGAUUUGAACCUACAAUUCUACAAAGUGUCUAAAAAUAUAAUUUUGUAAUAUGCCCCUUUUGACUACUUACUGUGCAGAAUAAAUUUUACGACAACCGAAAGUGACGAAAAUUCCUUCCUCUGUUGGCGCUUUCGAUAAGAAACGUACACUUGAACUUUACAAUGCAACAAUAGGCAUCUUUUAUAUUUCUGUGUCUUAAAAUACAAUUUUGUGUUUCACAUGUACCUUUUUUAUAUCGUUGUUACUUAAAUGUAUGCAUAAUUCUCACGUGCAUGUCGAUGUCAAUUAUUGAUAAUGUACCAUGUAGACUGAUGUUAUGAUUUUCCAUAAGUCUUUGUUUUCCAAAAAACACUUAAAAAGUUCACUUAGAAAGCAUAUCCAGUCGCACCUGAACAUAUAAUGUAGUGCUACAUUAAAGAACGGAAUCAAAUAACUUUUGAAGAAAAAAGUUUUGAUUUAUUUUAUGAGUGUAAACCAGUAACUGGGAACAUGUAUUCGGUUGUUAUUCUUCAGUGUUCUCUUUUUGGUUAAUCUUUGACUUUCAGCUAUGUUAGCCAAAGCACAAAUAUUUUCUUUGACCUACAUAUAAUUAUAUACGAGUAUACAUAAAUAUAAUUUAAAAAAAAAAACAGUGAUUUUAUGGAGGCACAGACAAUUCUUACAUUUUCUGCACAAAAUAAGAACCCACACACAGCGCUAUAUGGCAGUUCUCUCUCUCUCUCUCUGCUAGCUAAAGUUUCAUGACAUUUUGUUCUAUUCAGUACUAGAAUUUACUUCUUCCGCAAGCGUGUACAGGUAAGGUAUGCAUGACAACCUUCAAUUUUGUUUACUAGCUUCUCUCUAUAUUACUUAUAAAACAAGAAGUCUUUAUAUAUUUCAGAAGAAUAAUAGUUGUAGUGCUAAUGUUGUUUUUAUUCAAGACAAUAAAUGUAGUGAGCUUUGA
Magallana angulata is the source of this 5931-nucleotide messenger RNA. RefSeq lists its product as uncharacterized. Bases 2214 to 4859 code for a protein of 881 amino acids. NCBI's taxonomy places the organism in Eukaryota, Metazoa, Mollusca, Bivalvia, Ostreida, Ostreidae. The record is from RefSeq and is a predicted model, not a curated record. Gene Ontology annotation, cellular component: membrane. Gene Ontology annotation, molecular function: protein binding. The transcript is spliced from 16 exons.